Messenger RNA from Engraulis encrasicolus (European anchovy), 4283 nucleotides. RefSeq names its product G protein-coupled receptor 158a (gene gpr158a). Lineage: Eukaryota; Metazoa; Chordata; Actinopteri; Clupeiformes; Engraulidae. Gene Ontology annotation, molecular function: G protein-coupled receptor activity. The coding region runs from base 1 to 4278 and encodes 1425 amino acids. Gene Ontology annotation, biological process: G protein-coupled receptor signaling pathway. Gene Ontology annotation, cellular component: membrane. The transcript has 12 exons. The record is from RefSeq and is a predicted model, not a curated record.
AUGGCGAUAGUUCGCUUGUCGUUACUCUUGCAAGUGGGAUUUGUCAUCGGGACGAAUUAUAGGCAUGGGGAAUGGACCGAGGGUCGAGAGAGGGAGAUCCGAGCUAGGCAGACUAUCUACAGCACGCACAACCAACGGGCGCAUCAUCUCCGCAAAGCUCACCAGUUCAAAGCUGCCACAGAGCACGUUGUUAUAGACCAGAGCACCGAUCAACCGCUGUACCGGGUGGUCAACACGUUUCUGCAUACAGGGGAUUCCUCCACGUUAAGGCUUGCUAACUGCUCGCAUAGAUAUGAGCUGGGUGCCCACUCGAGUAAGUCGCCGCACGAGUCCAUGCACACAGUUCUGGACACGGUAAUGCACGCGACCAACUUCUUGAACAUGGUCUUGCAGACCAACAGGUCGCGAGAUCCAAACCUGCAUGACACCGAGUGGUAUUAUGCCUUGAUCAAGAACGUGCUGGAAGGUGAUUCAAAGAUUCACCGAGCUGCAGUGACAUUCAAUGCCGACUCCAAGGCCCCUGGGCCCGCUGUCUUCCUGCAAGCAACAAGGGAGGGCGGUGAGAUUGUCCUCCAGGAUCUCUCUGGAUCCAUUGAGCACCUCCUGAGGAAUAAAACGUCAGAGACUGAAUGGUUUCACGGUGUAAAAGCAAAGAGGAAGAGUCAGUUUCACAAAAGGAUUCUGACACAGGACAUCGAGUCACUGGACGCCUCUGUCCGCAGAGGUGAGAGUUUCGUAUCUGACAAAUCUCACAUCAAGUGGUCGUCACCAUACCUGGAGUGCCAAAACGGAAAUUUCAUCCCGCGUUGGCUCUUGACCCUAUCCGCAGGGUUCUAUGGUCUCAAGGAACACUCAGCCCUUGACUUCAGGGGCGUGGUGAGAGUGGAUGUCAACCUGCAGGACGUGGACAUCAACCAGUGUUCCAGCGAGGGCUGGUUUGCAGGGACGCACCGGUGCAACCAGACCAGCAUGGAGUGUCGACCCAUCCCAGGCCAUGGAUUUGUGCUGGACAAGUACAAGUGCCACUGCAAGCGAGGCUUCUACCAUCCUAAUCGAGUGUCUGUCAAUGGCUAUGAGAGGAAUGGGCUCACGGCAGGAUUGGUUGGAGUGGGUCCUCACGACGUUGACAUCUCCAGCGACUCCACGCACUGCAUGCCGUGCCAGGAGGGCUGUGCCUACUGCCAGGAUGAUACGCCGUGUGUGGCCCGCGGGGACAGCUACCUGCGCCUGGCCAUCCUCUCCCUCCAGGGGCUUUGCAUGCUGGGAGAUUUCGUCAGCAUGAUCCUGGUCUACCACUUCCGCAGGAACAAGAGCAUUAGAGCGUCUGGCCUGGUGCUGUUGGAGGCGAUCUUGAUCGGAGCAUUACUACUCUACUUCCCGGUGAUGAUCCUCUACUUUCAGCCAGGUGUGUUCCGCUGUAUCCUGCUGAGGUGGGUCCGGUUGCUGGGCUUCGCCACCGUCUACGGUACCGUCACCCUCAAACUCUACAGGGUGCUGAAGGUGUUCCUGUCCCGCACGGCCCAGCGUAUCCCCUACAUGACCAGCUGGCGCGUGCUUCGUCUGCUGGGUAUCAUCCUGUUGGUGGUGUGCUGGUUCCUGGUGGCCUGGACGGCGGCCGUGUGCCAGAGCCUGGAGCAGGCCGACCCCGAGCGCCGGCUGCCCCUCAUCGCCGUGGGCUUCACCCCCGAGGGGCUGCAGUUCAGCAUGUGCCUGCUUGACCGCUGGGACUACAUGAUGGCAGUCGCGGAGUUCCUGUUCCUGUUGUGGGGGGUGUACCUUUGCUAUGCCGUGCGGACGGUCCCCUCCGCCUUCCAUGAGCCACGCUACAUGGCCAUCGCCGUGCACAUCGAGCUCAUCCUGUCGGCCAUCUUUCAUGUCAUACGGUUUACCCUUGCUCACGAGCUUCACCCUGACUGGAUGCUGAUGCUGUUCUUCGUUCACACGCACCUCACCGUGACGGUCACCCUGGGGCUUUUGCUCAUUCCAAAGUUCCUGUUUGCGGGAACACAGCUGACGGACGACAUUGCCACGGAGGCGUAUGAGGAUGAGCUGGACAUGGGUCGCUCAGGAUCCUACCUCAACAGCAGCAUCACGUCCGCAUGGAGCGAGCACAGCCUCGACCCUGAGGACAUACGGACUCCAGAUGAAAUGGGGCCGCUCAGUUCUAUUAAUGGCCCUGGCGUAAGGUCAUGCGACACUCUUUGGGAAAAACGUACCAACGAGGAGCUGAAGAAGCUGUACUCCCAGCUGGAGGUCUACAAGAGGAAGAAGAUGCUGGCCAACAACCCGCACCUGCAGAAGAAGCGCAGCAGCAAGAAGGGCCUCGGCCGUUCCCUCAUGAGACGCAUCACGGAGAUCCCAGAAACAGUGCGCCAGUGCAGCCGCGAGGACAAGGACAAGGACAAAGACAAGGACAAGGACAAGGACGGCAGCGACCACAGUGGCAGUAACCGCAACAGCAUCUGCGUCCUACGCAAGAACCCCUUCGACCCGUCGUCGCACUCCGUCAAGCCGGCCAAGGAGGAGUCGCUGCGCAGCAAGGUGUUCUCGCUGAAGAAGUCGCACAGCAGCUAUGACCACGUGAGAGACCAGAGCGAGGACUCCACCAGCUCGGUCACGGACAAGAUGGAGGCAUCGACCACCGAGAGCUCGCUGCUCGACACCCUCAUGGGCAAGAAGCUGGUCAAGAAGACAUCCUCCGAGAAGCUGGACUCGACUGGAGAGUCCACCGAAUCCAUGCCCCUGGUCUGCAAGUCGGCAAGCGCGCACAACCUCACCGCUGACAAGAAGCCCCUUCACCCGAGAACCUCGAUGCUGCAGAAGUCGCUUAGUGUUAUCGCCAGUGCUAAAGAGAAGACCCUCGGUCUGACAGCAAAGACCCAGAGCAUGGAAGAGGGCACAAAGAAGUCCCACCAGAAACCCAAACCAGCUGGGGAUCCUGAGGAAAAGAUGGAUACCUCCACCAAAGCUGCAGCCAGCCAGUCGGUGGAAUGCAAGCAGCCAGCAGCAGCAGCCAAAACUGGCAUCAUGAAGCAGCCGACGACCCCCACGAGCUUUGACCCUGCCAAGAACAAGGAACUGUAUGACCUUUCUGAGGUUUGCCCCUGGGAAUUAGAAGAUCUUCCCACACCCUCUGAAAAUAAGGUCCAGAAACACGUGUCCAUUGCUCCCGACGAGACAACCACUGUCCAUGGCAAGGGCACCUCCGGGACCAAGGCCCAGCAACAGCAGCAGCAGCAAAAGAAGAAGGCCACAGACACAUCAUCGUCCGGCAGCCGAAAGUCCAACCAAAAAUCAGCAGACCGGGCAGACAUUUGUCCUUGGGAGGACACCAGCGACAGCCAGCUGAGUCAGGUGGAGGCUAGGAGACCCUCUCCUGCCAGCCAACCAUCUGGACCAAAAGGCUCCGCUGCUGAGCCACCCAAGGCCCAGAAGGCAGACGUCUGUCCGUGGGACUAUGAGGACCCUCCUGCCAAGUCUGCAGAUGCCACUCUCACAGCUGACAAAGGCAGAGAAAGGGCUACUGCCGCUGCUGCUCCCUCAGACAGCAAAAGGAAAAGUGCCACUCCCACUGAUACAAAAGGCAAAGGGAGUGGCCCCUUGUCGGAGGUAAGAGGCAAAAGUGCCACUUCGGUAGACGUCAAGGAAAAAGUUGUGAGUUCAGCAGAGAGUAAAGGGAAAAAUGCUGCCUCCGCUCAACCCGCAGUUUCUAAAGUUGAUGUCUGUCCCUGGGACUUUGACACAGCUGCCCCAGCUAAAUCACCGGGAUCUGAAAGACCACCCAGCAUCACUCAGGUUCCUAAAACAGCACCAACAACGAAACAGCCCUCGUCGUCAUCAUCGAAAGCAAAGGAGGCUGCUCACACAACAAGAACUCUGGAGAAGGAGGGAGUGAGGGCAAAGGAGGCAGACGACAGCAGAAGCACGGCGAAAGCCAAGGACAAAGUGGCCACAGGCACGGGCAAGCCCGCAGAGAGGCAGCAGGUCAGCCAGACUAAAAUGGCUGAAGUGUGUCCCUGGGACAUAGAUAUCCCUGACAAGUCAUCGAAGGUGGAGACACAAGGCUUCGCCAGCACGGGGCCUGCCAAAGGCAAGCAGGAUGUUUGCCCGUGGGAUUUCCCAGAAGCUUCGGACAGCAAAGGCACAAAUAAAAGCCCUACCCCCUCAGCGUUGAAACAGAAAAGCCCCAGCCCCCGAGGCGGCACCCCCAGUGAUGUCAAAAAGGCAGACGUGUGCCCUUGGGACUUUGAGGAGCCAGCAUCAGGGAAAAAAGCAUGACAUUU